AUGGCAUGGGUAUACUUCCAAGGAAACUAUGCGACCCCUGGAUCUUUGAGUUGCCUCAGACGCCAGCAUGAAAAUCAUAUCAGAGCCUUGCGGAAAGUGCGGCAGGAUGACUUAUUAGAAGUGAAAAGCACAAGUGACUGUGAAGUGAAUCAGGCUGCAGCGGCAAAUAUGAUCAGAAAGACAGAAGUGUGGGACUCAGGAACUUCUCAGGAGCUUGGGGCACAGAGGAGACUGAUACUCAUAGAAGAAUUAAGGUGGAUGGUGGGUAAACACGAAACAUCGGAGUUUGAAAAAAUCUGGGAAGGCUCCAUGCAAGCUCAGUUCCAGUUAGGGGCUUCUGUACUAGAAUCAAGCAUAACAAUGAUACAGACACUAGAUACUAUGAUUCGAGUUGUAUGCAAUCCGACCACAUGCAGUGGUAGGGAUGAUGUGGCUACUGGUGGCAAUGGAGGGGAUGGUGGAGGUGGAGGUGGUGGAGGUGGAGACAAUGGAGGAGGAGGUGGUGGUGGUGGUGGUAGUGGUAGUGGCAGUUGUUGGAGGUGGGAAUUCUCUGCCUCCUGUGGGUCCCCUGCUGCAGCAAUGGGUACAUAG
Molecule: messenger RNA, 591 nt
Organism: Suillus subaureus
Lineage: Eukaryota; Fungi; Basidiomycota; Agaricomycetes; Boletales; Suillaceae
Exons: 6
Coding region: 1-591 (196 amino acids)
Source: RefSeq, a predicted model, not a curated record